Messenger RNA from Saccostrea cuccullata (small rock oyster), 474 nucleotides. RefSeq lists its product as uncharacterized. The transcript is spliced from 3 exons. The record is from RefSeq and is a predicted model, not a curated record. Lineage: Eukaryota; Metazoa; Mollusca; Bivalvia; Ostreida; Ostreidae. Bases 1 to 411 code for a protein of 136 amino acids.
AUGUCUUUGCAACUGCGGGGGAAAUUUGAAAGUCUUAGAACUGUCAGAAAGGAAGUUAAUGCAGAUCUGAGAACAGACUUAUCUAUCUCAGAAUCCUUUUCAGCUGACUCAGAAGAAGGACAAGAAUCAUCACAUACAUCACAACAAUUUUUAACCAUAGCAGUAGAUUCUGUGAAUCCAAAGUGGGAGUUCAAAAAAGCUCGCCUACAAAGUGAGUCAUUCGUGCAAUACUCCUUAAUUUCCUUUGAAAUGUUUGGACGCCCAAGGUCACUGCUAUUGAAGUACAAAAUGGCUUCACACUGCAUUUCACAGUUUCGUCCACCACGGCCAAUAUGCUAUUUUGGGGAAGACCAGCAUGUAUUACCUGGGCUACAUGCCGCAGGUCUGCCCCCAUCCCCAGUGCUACAGUAGCAAUUAUAACUUUCAGGGGACUCUCUUUUGGAUCUUGUGCCAGAUUCUUAAAUAUGAUAUCCU